Messenger RNA from Talaromyces proteolyticus, 1560 nucleotides. RefSeq names its product thioredoxin-like domain-containing protein. The transcript has 3 exons. NCBI's taxonomy places the organism in Eukaryota, Fungi, Ascomycota, Eurotiomycetes, Eurotiales, Trichocomaceae. Gene Ontology annotation, cellular component: endoplasmic reticulum. The record is from RefSeq and is a predicted model, not a curated record. The coding region runs from base 1 to 1560 and encodes 519 amino acids. Gene Ontology annotation, biological process: protein folding; response to endoplasmic reticulum stress. Gene Ontology annotation, molecular function: protein disulfide isomerase activity.
AUGCGCUCCUUCUACUCACUGGCCCUGGGUCUCCUAGGAGCCUCGGCCGUCGUGUCCGCCAGCGAUGCUGAAGAGUCAAAUGUCCUGUCAUUAACUAAAGACACUUUCUCAGACUUCAUCAAGGAACACGAUCUUGUCCUGGCAGAGUUCUUUGCGCCCUGGUGUGGUCACUGCAAGGCACUGGCACCCGAGUAUGAGGUUGCUGCCACUGAACUAAAAGAUAAGAAUAUACCCCUGGUCAAAGUGGACUGCACAGAAGAGGCAGACCUCUGCCAAGAAUGGGGCGUUGAAGGUUAUCCUACUCUGAAGAUCUUCCGUGGACUGAAUUCCGUCAAGCCUUACGCUGGCGCACGCAAGACUGGAGCCCUCGUCUCCUAUAUGGUCAAGCAGUCGCUUCCAGCUGUAUCUCCAGUUAACGAGGAAAACCUCGAGGAGUUUAAGAGCUUAGACAAAGUCGUCAUCAUCGGAUACAUCCCUUCGGACAACAAGAAAGUCAACGAGGCAUACACUAGUCUAGCCGAUUCGGAGCGUGACAAUUUCCUGUUUGGCUCUAGCGAUGACGCAGCUAUUGCCGAGGCCGAGGGUGUCGAGCAACCCUCGAUUGUCCUCUACAAGGACUUUGACGAGAAGAAGGCGGUUUACGACGGCAAGCUGGAUUCUGAGAGCAUUCUUGCCUGGAUCAAGACAGCUAGCACACCUUUGGUCGGCGAGCUUGGUCCCGAGACCUACACCUCGUACAUCAAGGCUGGAAUCCCAUUGGCUUAUAUCUUCGCUGAGACUCCCGAGGAGCUUCAGAAGUAUGCCGAGGAGUUCCGUCCAGUUGCUGAGAAACACCGCGGAAAGAUCAACUUCGCUACUAUUGACGCCAAGGCGUUUGGUGCUCACGCUGGAAACCUCAACCUUGACCCUGCUACAUUCCCUGCCUUCGCUAUUCAAGAUACCGAGAAGAACCUCAAGUUCCCAUUCGACCAGUCUAAGGAGUUCAAUGUGGAAGACAUUAGCAAGUUUGUGCAAGAUGUCGUUGAUGGUAAAGUUGAGCCAAGCAUCAAGUCUGAGCCCAUUCCGGAGACCCAGGAAGGACCUGUUACUGUCGUCGUGGCCCACUCAUACCAAGAACUGGUCAUCGACAAUGACAAGGAUGUUCUCGUCGAGUAUUAUGCCCCAUGGUGUGGACACUGCAAAGCUCUGGCCCCCAAAUAUGAACAACUCGCCAAGGUCUAUGCCGAGAACCCCGAAUAUGCCUCUAAGGUGACUGUCGCUAAGAUUGACGCAACUGCCAACGACAUUCCAGAGACAAUUCAAGGCUUCCCUACGAUUAAAUUGUUCCCCGCCGGCUCCAAGGACCAGCCAGUGGAAUAUUCCGGCUCGAGAAGCAUUGAGGACCUGGCUACAUUCAUCAAGGAAAAGGGUAAACAUCAAGUUGAUGCCGUUGACGAGGUCUCUCAGCCUGAGGAAGGCGGUGUCACCUCCUCUACCAGCUCUGCUGCCCCAACUCAGACCGAGUCGGCUGCUAGCGAGGCUAGCGAGGAGCCUGCCACCGCUGAUCAUGAUGAACUGUAG